Laccaria bicolor S238N-H82 is the source of this 1275-nucleotide messenger RNA. RefSeq lists its product as uncharacterized. The transcript has 4 exons. The coding region runs from base 1 to 1275 and encodes 424 amino acids. NCBI's taxonomy places the organism in Eukaryota, Fungi, Basidiomycota, Agaricomycetes, Agaricales, Hydnangiaceae. Gene Ontology annotation, molecular function: DNA binding. Gene Ontology annotation, biological process: meiotic attachment of telomere to nuclear envelope; mitotic telomere tethering at nuclear periphery. Gene Ontology annotation, cellular component: nuclear membrane complex Bqt3-Bqt4. The record is from RefSeq and is a predicted model, not a curated record.
AUGAUCAUGACAAGACCUCCGCUACCCUUCAGCCACGCAAACCCUCAUGUCCGCCAGAUCAAACCAGAUCAGCUGCCACCAGUAAAGUACCAGAUUCUCAACUGUCAAGGGAAGGAUAUCUUGGUCGGUAGGAUGAAGAUCGAGACUCCAACGGUGACCCUACUCAACUCUGCGAUCUCUCCCGCCGCCGCUCAUCGUUCUGCCUCCCAGGAGUCCGGUCAUGCCUUCAUACUCCGCCGUUUCGAUACCGGCGCCAUCAGCCUCACCACCAUGUUCCGUGCAGCCUUCCCCAACGCCCCAGAGCACGACGAAAAAGCAGAAGUUCAGUGGGUGAAGGACAACUAUGAUCUCUCCGGGAACAACGGCUCCUCUAAAGAUAACCACAUCACCCGCCUUGCGGGUGUUUGGGUCAGUCCAAGCGUGGCUCUUGAGCUUAGCCAUGCGUACAAGAUAGAUGAUAUCAUCUCCUCCGUUGUCGAGGCUGCCCCCGAUCCCAAAGGCAACUAUCGCCGUUCAGGUAAGGCCGCUGCUGCUGCUGCUGCCGCCGCCUCCACGGUCAGCGCAGCUCCUUCGCCCCCAUCAAAUGCAGGAUCCGCACUCCCUCCCUUACCCAUGCAAUCAGCUACAAAGUCUCUACCGACUCCUUCACCAAGUAGUCCCGGGCCAAAUCUCCUCAAACGCCGGAAGGAUUCAUCGCCCGCCCCCACGCCUCCCGUAACAUCUCCAGAGGCCUCAAAGCCCCUCCCCCGACGAUCUGCCCGCACGAAGAGCCCUGCUCCGAGAUCCGCUGCCCAGAUGGCCCCUCUGACCUCCUUGCUCAACCAGACGCCCAAAGCCGGCAGAUCAUCUCCGAAGAAGCAGGAUGAGUUGGUCGUCACUCCUGGAGGAUCCGAAGAGACGGUGGUGGAAGAUGUGGCAGGGUCAGAUCUCCACGAAGAAGAUGUUUUGGAGCAGCAAAAGCUGAUUGCUGAUCUGAAGGCUCAGAGGGAUGCCAAGAAGCUGGCUGAACAGCAGCAGCAAGAAGAGGAUGAGAGCAUGGAAUCGGGAGACUCGGACGAGGUAGAUGGGCCAUCAAAGUUAAAGAGGGCCAGGGAAGAAGACGAGCCAGCGUUCAAGUUUGAGUUCAAGGAACCAGAGGUUGUUGAGAGGCCGGUUGCGACGAACAGCAGAGUCAGGAGGUUCACUCUCGAACCCAGAACCAAGUCGUUUGCGUGGGGGCUUGCAGCUUUUGCUGUUGGUAUGGGAGCUGUGUCGUUCUUGCCCAACUUUUUCUAA